GGCCCCCAUGCUACGGUGAGGGCUCUUCGGGCCGGGACACCUCGAGGGGUUCUCGCUCCACAUCCCCCACGCCGGUUCCCGGUCCUGCCCUAUUCCACCCCCUUCCACCCUACCUGCAGCCGCCGCUGCCUUCGGGGGAGGGGUCCCCCAGCUUCUGCGGAGCCGCAUGAACAAUAGGCAGCGGCGGCUCCUGCGCUCCAUGGAUCUCCCGCUCCAUGGAUCCCUCCCGCGCGCUUCUCGGCUGCCUGGCGAGCGCUGCUGCCGCCGCCCCGCCCGGGGAGGAUGGAGCCGGGGCCGGGGGCGAGGAGGAGGAGGAAGAGGAGGAGGAGGAGGGGGCGGCGGUGGCCGUGGCAGCAGCGGAGGAGCUGGGCUCCGAGCCGCCACUGCCCUUCUGGACCGCGGUGUUCGACUACGAGGCUGCGGGAGAGGACGAGCUGACCCUGCGGCUGGGCGACGUGGUGGAAGUGCUGUCCAAGGACUCGCAGGUGUCCGGCGACGAGGGCUGGUGGACCGGGCAGCUGAAUCAGCGGGUGGGCAUCUUCCCCAGCAACUACGUGACCCCUCGAAGCGCCUUCUCCAGCCGCUGCCAGCCGGGUGGGGAAGACCCCAGCUGCUACCCAGCCAUCCACUUAUUAGAGAUUGACUUUGCAGAGCUGACCCUGGAGGAGAUCAUUGGCAUUGGGGGUUUUGGAAAGGUGUAUCGAGCUUUUUGGGCUGGAGAAGAAGUUGCUGUGAAAGCUGCCCGCCAUGACCCUGAUGAGGACAUCAGCCAGACCAUAGAGAAUGUUCGUCAGGAAGCCAAACUCUUUGCCAUGCUGAAGCACCCAAACAUUAUUGCUCUGAGGGGUGUGUGCCUGAAAGAACCCAAUCUCUGUUUGAUCAUGGAAUUUGCACGUGGAGGGUCUUUAAAUCGAGUGUUAUCGGGGAAGAGGAUCCCUCCUGACAUAUUGGUGAACUGGGCUGUGCAGAUUGCCAGGGGGAUGAACUAUCUGCAUGAUGAAGCAAUUGUCCCCAUCAUCCAUCGGGACCUCAAAUCCAGUAACAUAUUGAUCCUCCAAAAAGUUGAGAAUGGAGACUUGAGCAACAAGAUUCUGAAGAUCACAGAUUUUGGCCUGGCCCGGGAAUGGCACAAGACCACCAAGAUGAGUGCAGCUGGAACUUAUGCUUGGAUGGCCCCUGAAGUCAUCCGCUCCUCCAUGUUCUCCAAGGGCAGUGAUGUGUGGAGCUAUGGUGUGCUGCUUUGGGAAUUGCUAACGGGUGAAGUGCCCUUCCGAGGAAUAGAUGGCUUAGCAGUAGCCUAUGGGGUUGCCAUGAAUAAGCUUGCCCUUCCCAUUCCUUCUACGUGCCCAGAACCUUUUACCAAACUCAUGGAAGACUGCUGGAAUCCUGAUCCCCAUUCACGACCGUCUUUCAUGAAUAUCCUGGACCAACUCACCACUAUAGAAGAAUCUGGAUUUUUUGAAAUGCCCAAGGACUCCUUCCACUGUCUGCAGGAUGACUGGAAACAUGAGAUUCAAGAGAUGUUUGACCAACUCAGGGCCAAAGAAAAGGAGCUUCGUACGUGGGAGGAAGAGCUGACUCGGGCAGCCCUUCAACAGAAGAACCAUGAGGAGCUACUGAGGCGCCGAGAGCAAGAGCUAGCAGAGAGGGAGAUUGACAUCCUGCAGAGGGAGCUCAACAUCAUUAUCCAUCAGUUGUGCCAAGAGAAGCCCCGGGUAAAGAAACGCAAGGGCAAGUUUAAGAAGAACCGGCUGAAACUCAAGGACGGCAACCGCAUCAGCCUCCCUUCAGAUUUCCAGCAUAAAUUCACUGUGCAGGCAUCUCCAACCAUGGACAAAAGGAAGAGUUUGAUCAGUAGUGGCUCCAGUCCUCCAGCAAGUCCCACCAUCAUUCCCCGACUCAGAGCCAUUCAGUUGACACCUAGUGAAAGCAGCAAAACCUGGGGUCGGAGUUCAGUUGUCCAGAAGGAGGAAGGCGAGGAAGAAGAGAAGAGGACCCUGAAGAAGAAGGGACGUACGUGGGGACCAAGCACACUUGGGCAGAAGGAAAUUGCCUCAGGAGAUGAGGGAUCUCCUCAGAAGCGAGAGAGAACUAAUGGUUUGUGUGCCCUCUCAGAAUCUCCACAUUUUCACUUGGGCAGUCUGAAAUCCCUGGUGGAUGGAUACAAGCAGUGGUCGAACAGUGCUCCAAAUUUGGGGAAAGGCCUGAGGACAAACCCUGCCCUUCCAGGGUUUACCAGCCUCGCCGAGAUGGAGGAUGAAGAAAUCGAAGGCCUGAGGAGUGGGGAGAGCCGAACAAUCCAUUCCUCCAACCAGUCUUACCUCUGCAUUCCAUUUCCACGAAAUGAAGAGGUGGACAGCCCACCCAUUGAUGGAGCCCAUGAGGAGCCCACCCCAGUGAAUUCAGCUACCAGCACCCCACAGUUAACACCCACCAACAGCCUCAAGCGAGGGGGAACCCAGCAUCGCCGCUGUGAGGUAGCUCUCCUGGGCUGUGGGGCUGUUCUGGCCGCUACUGGCCUAGGGUUUGACCUGUUGGAGGCAGGAAAGUGCCAGCUGCUACCCCCUGAAGAAGCAGAGCUGCCACCCCGAGAGGAGAAGAAGAGGCGUGAGGGCCUUUUCCAGAGGGCUAGCCGCCCCCGCCGGAGUACCAGCCCCCCUUCCCGCAAGCUCUUCAAGAAGGAGGAGCCAGUGCUGUUCCUGGGGGACCCCUCAGCUUCUCUGACACUGCUCUCUUUGUCCUCCAUCUCCGAGUGCAACUCUACUCGAUCCCUCCUUCGAUCAGACAGCGAUGAGAUCGUGGUGUAUGAAAUGCCAGUCAGUCCAGUGGAGGCGGCUCCCCUGCCCGCUCGCACCAACAACCCCCUAGUCAAUGUCCAAGUAGAGCGUUUCAAGCGCAACCCCAACCAGUCUUUGACUCCCACCCAUGUCACCCUCUCUGCUCCCACACAGCCUACUGGUCACCGGCGAACUCCUUCUGAUGGAGCGCUUAAGCCGGUGGCUCCCCUGGCCAAUGGCAGCCCAUCGAGCAAUGGGCUGAAUGCCACACCAGGUGCAGGGAUGCUGAAAACUCCGAGCCCCAGCCGAGAUCCUGGUGAGGUACCUCGCCUGCCAGACCCCAACCUGGUCUUCCCCCCGACGCCAAGGCGGUGGAACACCCAUCAGGACUCCACACUGGAAAGACCCAAGACUCUAGAGUUUCUUCCCCGGCCCCGCCCUUCUGCCAACCGGCAGAGGCUGGACCCCUGGUGGUUUGUGUCCCCCAGCCAUGCCCGCAGCGCCUCCCCCGCCAACAGCUCGAGCACAGAGACACCCAGCAACCUAGACUCCUGCUUUGCAAGCAGCAGUAGCACUGUGGAGGAGCGUCCGGGGCUUCCCGCCUUGCUCCCCUUUCAGGCAGGGCAUCCCCCUUCUGCUGAACAGGCCCUUUUGGACCUGGAUGCAGAGGGACAGAGCCAGGACAGCACUGUUCCACUGUGUAGAUCUGAACUAAACACACACAGAUCCACUCCCUAUGAGGUUCAGCAAGAGUUUUGGUCUUAGCAUCAGAGGAAUCUGGGGUUGGGGUAGUAGUCUGGGCAAAAGGGAAGAGAGGAUCUGGGGGUACCUGGCUAGGGGGUGUCUCCCAUCAUGCAGCACCCCAAGAUCCGGUCCUACUUCUUGCACUGAUAAUGCACUUUGAAGACAGAAGAGGUGGGGAGGGCAUCUGCUCUGAAGGCCCCAGCCAACAGUGAGCUCUCCUGUUUAGAACCACCACCCUUGAUGUAGCCUGUCAGCUCUGAGUGUGCCUGUGUGUGGGAAGGGGGAGGCCUGUGAAUGGCCUUCUGUCUCUUCAGUAUUCCUUGCCCUUGGGCCUUGGUGUGGCAACCCAGCCAAACCAGCACCGUUAAGUAGGGUGUGCCCCAGGGUCUGUCCCAGAGUCUCUUGGUCAUCCCAGAGUUCUGUGGUUACAAAUACCAGUGUUGGAUAUUCUUUUGCUACUCUACCCCAACCCUUGUCCUUGAAUCCAGUUCAAAGUCAUUAUGAGACCUAAGGCUGUCUGUGUCUCAUGCUGUCAGGAAAGCUUGGGGUGGGAUGAUAAAGGCAAAAGACUUGAUGGAGCAACCUUCCCCUCCCCCCACCAUUCUACUUGCCUGAUCUAUUUAUUUGAGCCUAGGGGUGGCACUCUGAUCCACCCCCAUGGGACCCGGUGGGGAGAGGGAUGGGGAAAUAUAGUUGAAUUGUAGUGAAGAGUCUAUGUUCUGGCUUCUUUUAGCAAGAUUCAGUGAAGGGUGGAGACUAUUGCAUAGUAAAGGCGCUGACCUCCCCAUGGUGGGUAUGUGGCCAAAUCAUAUUUCAAGAAAAACACUUGCCUAGCCCAUGGGUAUGUUCUUGGGAGACUCCUUCCUUGGUGCCACCUUAGGUGCUAGAGGUGCUUUUCUUAUUUAAUGGGACCACCCCAUGGAGUAUAUACAGAGCUGUACUACCUGCUUCUGGCCAACUACAUUUGCUAGGUCAAUUUGGAUGCUUUGGGGAUACCAAAAAGCCCCUUGCUAUUUCUUGCUGCUUGUAUGUAACUCAGUGCUGAAGGACCUGGUGAAAGCAGGCAGGCAGCUCUAUGUAUUCUCUGUGGGAUGGCCCUAUUUUUCUGUUUUGUCCUUUCCCCUUGUUCUUCACUUCUUUCUUCUCCAGGGACCAGUAACUGCAAGCCUUCAUGUAUGGCUAGUAAAAAUCACUCAAAUCCUAAGAGGUUUUCUCAUAAAUUUUAGCAGGAGUGGCAUCCAGUGGUGAACCCUGGGGAAUGGGAAUCAAGAUUCUGGAGUCACUCUCAGUUCAAGCAAACACCCUUAUACCUUUCAGCAAGUCACUUUACUCCAGUUCACUCCAUGUCUCUAAAAUGAGCUUGUGAAACACCUCCCUAAAAAAGGGACUUCAGAAUAGCUCAAUGACAAGGUCUCUAAAGGCAUAGGGGGCUUCUCAUGUACACAACAUAAAAAUUGCCCAGACCGUCUCUCCUCCAUAUACUGUGGCCUCUUGACAUACUGGGCUUUGGACUAUGGUGGGAGCAGCAAGGCUCUUUCAAGCGCUGCCCAAUCUUCCUGACAUGAAGAAAGAAAGAAAAAACUGAGAGCAGCUCUAACAUUUAUGAAAUUUAUUUAUUUACUUGAAUAAUGAACUUCAACUUAAGGUCUAUUCCAUCUGUUUAUUCCUCCACCCUCUCCCCCUCUCCCAAUCUGUUUCUCCAUCAUGUUAUGAACUGAGUGAAAUCCAUCUGUAACUUCUAGCAGUAUACUGGGCCUCUGUUGAGACAUCCCUGAGUCUGUAGGUGGGGUGGUGUUCACAGUCUCCUAUAACAUUCCUUCCUUUCUGCAGGGAUGAACAGAACCUCCUACAAGGGGAAAGCAGAGAGUGACGCUUCUUCUUGGUCAGGCCCAGAGAGUGCAGCUUUAGUCCCAUAAAGAUAGUGAAUUUUCCACAAUGACAUUUUACCUCCGGCCCAAUGAACCCAGCUCCCUGCUUCUCUUUUGUACCAGGGGCAGGUGACUUCUGCCCUACCUCAUCCUCUUCCCGUCGUGCCAGCACAUGGCAAAGCAGUGGAAGGAGUCAUUAUUAUCUUCACACCUUGGCCUGUCAUCCCUGGGGUAGAGAGGCGAUAGGACUUCUGCUGGGGACAUGGGGUCAGAAGCCAGUUGAUAGUUGAUAGUUGAUAGUACCCUUUAGCUUCAUGCUCGCUCUCCAAGGUUCUGAGCAGGAGCUAACCUCAAAGCUGUGGGUCAAACUACUUUCACUGAGAGUAGCUGACCUUCCCUAGUGCUACCUAGGGACCUUCGUCUUUAACACUAUGCAAUGUGUUAAACCACAUGGAAUGUGGUGUCAGAAAAUAUUUCUUUCCUAAGGUUUCUGCUCAUAUCACUGACUCAGAUGCAGUUCUCAUCUACUUCCUUGAGAGGCCUGCCAGCUGCUGGGCAUCACAGUUGCCUUUCAUACUACCUUGUAAUUCUACUCAAAUAGCUUUGAAGGAUAGUUUUUUUUUCAUUGUAGGUAUUUUUCACCCCCAAGGCCCUCUUUCAACUCCCUCCUUUAUGUGAGGUUCAAUUGCAGGCCCUGAAGUGUCCAAUGAGAAAUAACUGAUUUUUUAAAAAAGUUUAAAAAUUUCCUUGAGUAGGAUGUGUUUGCUAGUGGAAAGGGAGAGGUGUUCACAUCUGGGUAGGCAAGCAAAAAAGAAAUGAUGAAAGGCAUCUGUCAUAUGUAGACUCCCACCCUGGAGGAAUAGGAGGAGAUAAACUUUCAGGCUAUUCUUUAUUCUAAUGCUUACUUACCUUGUGACCUUGGCUGAAUCACUUAGCCCCUUGUGAAAAGACAUCACCAGCCUUCCUCCCAAAGCAUGGGGUGUGAGUGCUCACAAAACAAUAUUGAUCAAGCACUUUGGGCCUCCUUGGCAGGAAGAGAUUAAUUUUCAGUUGAGAAAUGAAGCCAGUUCCUGAAAGAAGCUUCCUUUAUUACUGGCCGAGGUGUGGAGGGGAGGAAAUUUGUACAACAUAUCUUUCAUCCCCUUGGCUCUGGGUUGAUUUGUAUCUUAUUCCUUUCAGAGAUAUCUGGAAAAAAACUGAUUAGAAGGGACUCAUUCAGUGGUAAAGCACCGGCCCUGGAUUCAGGAGGAUCUGAGUUAAAAUCCGGCCUCAGACACUUGACACUUACUAGCUUUGUGACCCUGGGCAAGUCACUUAACCCUCAUUGCCCUAAAAAAAAAUAAUAAAAAAAAAUAAAAAGAAGGGACUCAUUAUAUAGCCAGUGGGAGUCAUUAGCAGGCACAAGCUCUGCUGAGGCAUAUUUGAAUAUUCACAGAGUGCUUAGCUGCUUUUAAACAAAUUAUCCUUUAUUCAUCCCAACCAAUAAUCAGUGAGGUUGGUCAUCAUCCUCAUCUUUGUCUUAACAGAGAAGGAAAUGGAGUUAGGGGUGAGGUUGUUAGCAAUGCAAGAAAUAAAAGGUGUCACUUUUGAAGUGUUGGCCUUUUGAUUCUGGAAACCUGAUUUUUCUUUUGUCCUAGUUUGAAUUCUAUUCAGAUUUGGCAUAAAGAGAAAUUUGGGUGGAGGGGAUUUUGUAGCAUUUCCCAGAUGUGUUGUUGAAAGGGACUAAAGAGGUCAUUUAAUCCAGUCCCCUCAUUUUACAGAUGAAGAAACUCAGCCUUAGGGAGGUUUAGAUGUACCACAAGAUCAUGUAAGCAGUGAGUGGUAGAGGCAGGAUUUGAACCCAGAUCCUCCAGAUCCAGCACUCCUCCCUCGCCACACCACCUACCUCCUUAAUUCCCUUCCUAGCUUGGGUCAGACCAUAUGCCAUUCUUAUCAGGAAAAACUUCCCAACAAUUAGAACUAACCCAAAGUGGCAGCUAGGUGGGGCAGUGAAUAGAGCAAGGGGCCCAAAGGCAGGAAGAACAGUUCAAAUCUGGCCCCAGACAGUUACUAGUUGUGUGAUUCUGGGCAAGUCACUUCACCUUGAUCACCUCAGUUUCCUCAUCUGGAAAAUGAGCUGGAGAAGGGGAAAUGGCAAACCACUCCAGUAUCUCUGCCAAGAAAACCCCAAAUGGGGUCACAAAGAGUUGGACAUGACUGAACAACAACAACAAAGGUAGAACGGGCUGCCUUGAAGGGUAUUCAAGGAGAGGCUGCAUGAUUGCCUUUUUUUUUUUUUUUUUGGUGGGGCAGUGGGG
Dromiciops gliroides (monito del monte) is the source of this 7686-nucleotide messenger RNA. RefSeq names its product mitogen-activated protein kinase kinase kinase 9 (gene MAP3K9). NCBI's taxonomy places the organism in Eukaryota, Metazoa, Chordata, Mammalia, Microbiotheria, Microbiotheriidae. The coding region runs from base 216 to 3542 and encodes 1108 amino acids. Gene Ontology annotation, biological process: protein phosphorylation. Gene Ontology annotation, molecular function: ATP binding; JUN kinase kinase kinase activity; protein binding. The record is from RefSeq and is a predicted model, not a curated record. The transcript has 12 exons.